This is a messenger RNA of Boeremia exigua, 1116 nucleotides long. RefSeq lists its product as uncharacterized. The transcript is spliced from 3 exons. Bases 79 to 984 code for a protein of 301 amino acids. The record is from RefSeq and is a predicted model, not a curated record. Lineage: Eukaryota; Fungi; Ascomycota; Dothideomycetes; Pleosporales; Didymellaceae.
GCGAGGCAAACUACGAGGCAGACUCAAAUCUACAUGCUUAUUGCAAUGAAACCUCCCUGAUUUCCGUCCUUUCUCAAAAUGUCCGGACAGCUUGAACAGACGUCCAACCCUUUCCGAGCUUCCCCAGUAUCGCUUGAUGGGUUCCCAUCUCUUGCUAGUUUUAUUGCUAGCGACAAGGAUCGUACUUCGUUGAUCUUCCGAAGGUUUGACAGGCUUGCUGCCAGGAACAUACUCUACCUCCAAAGUGAGCUGGUUGAGCUAGAAGCACUCCAGGAUCAGUAUGACCGGGAAGACCAGAGCAUCGAUGGCGGGGACCUUCACACGAAGAGAUGUGCAAUGGACUGGGAAGAGUUUAAAGGUUCAGCAAUGCCAACUGGAGUAGAGAAGCAGCAACGCCGCAUGAAGCUCGUAAAGGACAUACGUGCAAAAAUGAAAGAAUACCGCAAAGCCUUACUAUCUGAGAGCUUACUGGCCAGUCUGGAAGCGCCACCAGAUCGCAACUUCGAAAGCCUGAUGUAUGCUUCCACCCGACCGGUCAACAACACAGACCAGCGUGACUCCAUAUUCGGUGGGCAUAGCGCAACGCUCUACAGUAGCAACGACGACAUGGUUUUGCUCAAACAUCCAGAGCACAGGGAUAGGUUAACUUCAUUUGUGGAGAAGCACAUGCCGAUUUUCUUCAUUUCAGAACGAUCCAACGACGAUAUGGCGUUCGUAUCGCAGAGAAGCAUUUCCCGGUUCGUAACGAUAGUCAGUAUUGUACUGUCUAUUGUCCUCUUGUUCAGUGCCAUAGUGGCUCUGUAUCUAGUCUCAAGUCCAGCUAAAAAACUUGUUAUUCUGGGGUUGUAUGUAGUCUUGUUUGCGAGUAGUGUAGGAUUACUAACCACGGCGAAGAAGACCGAGAUUUUUGCCGCAACAGCAGCAUAUGCCGCUGUGUUGGUGGUUUUCGUAAGCGGUAGUCUUGGGUCGGAAUCAUUGAGAUAGUGUUACUGUAUCUAUGCUCACUAUACACGUGUUUGCAAUAUUAACGUAGGUUUUAUACACCAAGAGCCUAUAAACCUUAGUAAGUUCCAGAAUUUUACUACAUAAAGUUAUACUCCCUGCUACGCACUAAGG